CUUCUCGCGCAUGCGCCGAUCUACCGCCUUAGCCGAAUUCUUGUCGCGGUGGCCGCUGCUGUCGCUCUAGCGGAUCUCUUUGCUCCGGCUGCGUCGAGGUGAGGGCCGAAGAUGCCGCCCCCAGGCCAGGUCCGCGUACCGGACCGGGACUCGCUGAAGCUGCAGGUGCAGGCCAUGAUCGGCUCCCACCGGGUCAUGAUCUUCAGCAAAAGCGGCUGCCCCUAUUGCAGCAAGGUAAAAGAACUGUUUCGUUCUUUGGGAGAGGAAUACACUGCUUUGGAGCUUGACAAGAUAGAGGAUGGUCAAAGUAUUCAGGACGUAUUACUAGGAUUAACGGGCCAGAGGACUGUCCCCAAUGUGUUCGUGAAUGGAACCCAUGUCGGUGGAUGUGAUCAAACUUUCCAGGCUUACCAUAGCGGCGUGUUGCAGAGGCUUUUGGGAGACUGCAAAAAUGAACAGAUGGAAGACUAUGAUUAUGACCUAAUAGUUAUUGGUGGGGGAUCAGGUGGACUUGCCUGUUCCAAGGAAGCUGCACUCUUAGGAAGGAAGGUCAUGGUGCUAGAUUAUGUUGUUCCAACACCCAUGGGUACCACAUGGGGCCUUGGUGGGACAUGUGUAAACGUGGGCUGCAUUCCUAAGAAGUUGAUGCAUCAGGCUGCCCUUUUAGGCCAGGCUCUUCAAGAUUCUAGGAAGUUUGGUUGGCAGUAUGAAGAGCAAGUAAAACACAAUUGGGAGACCAUGGUAGAAGCAAUUCAAAACUACAUAGGAUCCUUGAACUGGGGUUAUCGGGUGGCAUUACGUGAGAAGUCUGUGACGUACCUCAAUGCAUUUGGAGAAUUCAUUGGGCCACAUAAGAUCAAGGCUACCAACAGGAAAGGACAAGAAACUUUCCACUCAGCUCAAACGUUUGUUAUAGCCACAGGGGAGAGACCUCGAUAUCUUGGUAUCCCAGGAGAUAGAGAAUACUGUAUUACAAGUGAUGACCUCUUCUCCCUGCCCUACUGCCCUGGAAAGACUUUAGUUAUUGGAGCUUCUUAUGUAGCUUUGGAGUGCGCAGGGUUUCUUGCUGGCCUUGGUAUGGAUGUCACAGUUAUGGUGCGCUCUAUCCUGCUGCGUGGCUUUGAUCAAGAAAUGGCAGAGAGAGCAGGUGCAUAUAUGGAAACUCAUGGUGUAAAAUUCGUCAGGAAGUUUGUUCCUGUUGAGAUCAUAAAGUUAGAAGAAGGCUUGCCUGGAAGACUCAAAGUGAUUGCAAAAUCCACUGAGGGAUCACAAAUGUUUGAAGGAGAAUACAACACCGUUUUGAUAGCUAUUGGUCGUGAUGCGUGUACCAAAAAUAUUGGCUUGCAGAAAAUUGGUAUGACUGUGAAUGAAAAGAAUGGAAAAAUACCUGUAAAUGAUGCAGAACAAACCAGUGUGCCUUAUGUUUAUGCUGUUGGAGAUAUUUUGGAAGGAAAGCUGGAACUCACACCAGUUGCCAUACAGGCAGGCAGACUGUUAGCUCGCAGGCUUUUUGGAGGGAGUUCUACAAAGUGUGACUAUAUAAAUGUGCCGACUACAGUGUUUACACCUCUGGAAUAUGGUUGCUGUGGAUUAUCAGAAGAGAGAGCCAUUGAACAACUUGGAAAGGACAACAUAGAGGUGUAUCACACACUUUUCUGGCCACUUGAAUGGACAAUACCUAUCAGAGACAACAACACUUGUUAUGCAAAAGUAAUCUGCAAUAAGCUUGACCGUAACCGUGUAAUAGGAUUUCAUGUUCUUGGACCUAAUGCUGGGGAAAUUACUCAAGGCUUUGGAGCUGCUAUAAAAUGUGGCAUCACCAAGGAGUUGCUUGAUGAAACAAUUGGGAUACAUCCAACAUGUGCAGAGGUGUUUACAACAAUGGACAUUACAAAGGCUUCAGGGCAAAGUAUCAAUCAAGCUGGCUGCUGAGGUUAAAUCCUGCUGUUUAAAUUGUUUCCUGUUGGCUCCACUUAACCUACAUUGAAGGUUUUCAGAAGUAUAAAUGUUCCUGGGUCAAGUUGAUUGAGAAUGCUAUCAGACUGCAGGAAACUGCUUCUACAGACAUUUCUGAAACUUCUUUGAAGGGUAAUGGUGUCUUCAGGAAACACUAAACAGCAGGUGAACUAAUUCCUGUCUUGCUUAGAAUGGCACUUAAAUGCUUUUUUGAUGUUUCGGCUCUGAACCUCAUCCGAAGGCGGGCUGCAACUGAUGACUUCUCUGCAACGUUGGGAAAACCUAUUCGUCCAAAAAAGUUGAAUCCCAGAAGAACCUCUGAAUUGCACAAGUCAAGUUCUUUUUAGUUCUUUGUAUGAAUGUGUUGGGCACAAUAGAAUGAGUAAUUAAUCAUUCUUUCUGGCAAUUACUGUUCAACUCAGUUGUGUCACUGGUUCAUUUGUUCUGUAACAUGGAUGUUUCUUAUUUUUCAGUU
Sphaerodactylus townsendi is the source of this 2431-nucleotide messenger RNA. It is a transcript of the gene TXNRD3, whose product is annotated as thioredoxin reductase 3. Gene Ontology annotation, biological process: cell redox homeostasis; cellular response to oxidative stress; glutathione metabolic process. The record is from RefSeq and is a predicted model, not a curated record. Bases 112 to 1932 code for a protein of 606 amino acids. NCBI's taxonomy places the organism in Eukaryota, Metazoa, Chordata, Lepidosauria, Squamata, Sphaerodactylidae. The transcript has 16 exons. Gene Ontology annotation, cellular component: mitochondrion; cytosol. Gene Ontology annotation, molecular function: flavin adenine dinucleotide binding; glutathione-disulfide reductase (NADPH) activity; thioredoxin-disulfide reductase (NADPH) activity.